UAAAAUAAAUGUUUUAUGACUACCAACUUAAAUAUAAAUUCAAAAAAUAUGUCACUUCAUUAAAUUAUUGUAUCUGUCACUUUUGCAAGACAAGCACAACAUUUCAUUAUGUCAUUGGACGGUCAAACAGAAAUGUCUCGCCUUUAUAAAUUAGCUCAAACAUUUAACUGCUUCUAUUUGUCAGGGUUGAAAUCUCCUGAUUGUAAGCCUUUCUUCGUGGAGGGCUAUCAAGUUGGAUUAGUAAGGCCGGAUGUUAUGAAGCAGCUACUGAAAUACCCAGAGGUAUUUUUGGUAGGUUCUUAUGGUGUUGAGCUGAAUCCAGCAUUUAGAGAUUAUGAAGAGAGAAGCGAUCAAAUAGACAAAGUCUUAAGAGAAUUAAGGGCUGAAAAUGUCUUCAUAGCUUUGAAGGGUUGGAGAGAUGAGUGUUUCGAGGUAAAAACUGAUUUCCUUUCUAAGAGCCUAUUAAAAAUGGAUAGAUGUGCUACGUGCCUAUUUGGAAUUAGAAAUUAUGGAGUAGAUAUUAAUGGAUAUGUCAGGCAUCCAGUUUUAGGACUUUGUCUCUGGUUCCAAAAAAGAUCACCUACAAAACAGACAUGGCCCGGAAAAUGGGAUAAUAUGGUGGGUGGUGGCCUCUCUGUAGGCCAUGGUAUAUUAGAGACUGCACACAAGGAAGCCAUGGAAGAAGCAUCUGUACCAUUACAUCUUUUAAAUAAUUUAAUUAGCGCGGGCUGUGUAUCGUUUUUCUUCGAAUCAGAACGAGGCCUCUUCCCGAACACUGAAUUCGUGUUCGAUUUGGAACUUCCAGUAGACUUCGUGCCCGUCAACGCCGAUGGUGAAGUUGAAACGUUCGAGUUGCUUCCCGCCAAAGAAUGUCUGGAGAAAAUACUCACUGCCGAUUUCAAGACAACGAGCACGCCCGUGGCACUAGACUUUCUCAUUAGGCAUGGACUUGUUACACCUGAAAAUGAGAAAGAAUACCUCAAAAUCAUAGAACUUCUUCAUGUGCCACUUCAAUCAAUAUAUGGUACUUGCAAUAUCCCAAUUAAUACAAAUAUAAAGGAAAAUGGUACUUCCUUGCAUAAAAUUAGUAAUAAUUGAAGUUUUAAAACUAGGACUUUUUAUUUUUUUGCUGUUACGAUGAUAUACUAAGCCUUACUAAUACAGCUUUUGCAUAUAUGAACCACAGUAUAUAUUUUUUUAGGUUGACAAUUUCUUUUUCAGGUCUUCGAACGUGCCUAAAGUAAAUCAAAUAAUGUAAAUAUUUCAGAAAACUAGAUUAUUCUAAAACAAUCCUAUCGAAAUUAUUAAUCUGAAGAUUGACUGCGAAUUCCGGGGAAUAACGUCACCUUGAAAUUAUUAUUGGUCAUAUUUGUCAAAAUCUGUAUUAUAUUGUUUUUAUUGUUUUUUAAAAACGAUAACCCUAUUUUAGCAAAAAUUUACAUAAAUUUUGAGAGCUUACACUUUUGUAAUUAUUGUAAUUUUUUAUUUAUUUCAUAGAGUUUUUAUACCGAGUAGAUAAAUUAAUCUAGAGUAGAGUUUUAAUAUAUACCCAAGAGUAUUAUUUUUAUUAUUUAUAUUUGUGUCUUUUUGACUUAAUGAGUUUUAUCGUACUUGUGAUAUUGUUUUAUA
Psylliodes chrysocephalus is the source of this 1629-nucleotide messenger RNA. The record is from the annotation of a GenBank genome assembly. NCBI's taxonomy places the organism in Eukaryota, Metazoa, Arthropoda, Insecta, Coleoptera, Chrysomelidae.